Molecule: messenger RNA, 1583 nt
Organism: Hemiscyllium ocellatum (epaulette shark)
Lineage: Eukaryota; Metazoa; Chordata; Chondrichthyes; Orectolobiformes; Hemiscylliidae
Product: plasma membrane ascorbate-dependent reductase CYBRD1
Exons: 4
Coding region: 347-1195 (282 amino acids)
Cellular component (GO): lysosomal membrane
Molecular function (GO): oxidoreductase activity
Source: RefSeq, a predicted model, not a curated record
GGGUAAGUUCUUUUGUUUAUUCAAAGGGGCGUCUUAGUUAUAACACAAGGUCUUCUGACAGAAAACAACAACAAAAAAUUAGCAACAUCUCAAUGUAGCGUGGCUGUUUGCAAUUCAGGCAAACUAUUGUUUGAUUUGAAUGCCAUCCAGAAGAGUGCCACGCCCUUCCCCAGACGCCCUGGCAAUAACCGGAGUCCUCCCGUUUACACUCCGGAACGGGAUUCGGUCACUCCAGUAGCAGCAGCAGCCGGAGUCUGUCUCCCACCCUCUCUGCAGCAACCGGACUCCCUCCAGCAGCCAUCUCCCUCAGAGCUGUGCCGCCUUGGCAAGAAGCAGACUUUGAAAAAUGGAGAACUUUCGACAGUUUGUUGGGUUUCUCGUGGGCGCAGCUUUCCUGGGCACCCUGUCGGUUGUGUUUGUUUUGAUUUGGGUGUUCCACUGGAGAGAGGGAUUAGCGUGGGACCAUGGACUACGGGAAUUUAACUGGCAUCCAGUCCUUAGCACCGUUGGGUUUAUCUUCAUUAAUGGAUUCGGUCUCAUCAUUUACAGGUUGCCCUGGACAUGGAACAUCAGUAAGCCUCUGAUGAAGUACAUUCAUGCUGGCUUGAAUAUUGUAAUCUUUGUUCUCAUGGUCAUUUCACUUGUGGCAGUCUUCGACUUUCAUAAUGCUAAGAAGAUCCCUAAUAUGUACAGUCUACACAGCUGGGUUGGAUUGGCUGCUGUUAUUAUUCAUGCUCUACAGAUAGUAUUAGGAUUAUGCAUUUUCCUGAUGCCCUUCACUCCUAUGUUUAUCAAGACUUUUUACAUGUCAAUCCAUAUUUUUACUGGUCUUCUCGUCUUUGGAAUGUCGAUUACAGCAGCUGAAAUGGGAAUAACUGAAAAACUUAUUUUCUCUCUACGGUCAGGUAGCAAUAAUACACUCCCAUAUUCCCAGUCACCACCUGAGGCAAUAUUAGUCAAUACUCUGGGAAUUUUCAUUCUCCUCUUUGGAGGCUGUAUCUUGUGGAUUACCAAACAUCCAGAGUGGAAGCGCCCUUCGGAACAUGUAAAGGAAAACAUUGGCAAUGAAGAACGAUCCAUUUUAAACAAAACAACAGAAGUUUCUGCUGAAACCAGUAAUGAACGUGUUCAUGAAAGAGGAGCAGGAUUGACACACCUCAACUUGGAAGAUGUGGGUCAAAGGUCAACAUUUUAAGAAAUGAAUUGUAUUUUACUGAGAUGCUGAAUUAGCACCGAAUACUUCUGUUUGUUAAAUUGUAGCCAUUUGUGUUAAGUGAACAUGCCAGCCAAAACAUUGCAUUAAGUAUUUGAACAUUGUUCCAGAAACACUGAGGGAAAAUAUUGACCAAAACUAAAUGCUUUGACAUCUUAAUGUACAAUUAAAAUUAUAGAAUAAUUUAAAGAUUCAACUCUUGUUAACAAGGCCUCUACAAAAACAAGUUAAAUAUAUUCCCAGUGCAAUUACUUAGUCAUGAAGGGCCAAAAUACUGUUGGAAUUACUGCUAUGAUAUUAUAUGCAUGUCUGAACUUUUCAUAUUUUGAUAGAAGUCAAAAUGUACUUAGGUACCACUUCAGAAAAGAGA